GUCAUGUUAAACAGUCCUAGGCGUAUAGAGGAGGAGAAGUCUAAGAUGGCGUCUAAAGAGAAGGCUCUGAGAGAGAAAGAGGGGAAGAAGACUCCUUCUAAAACUAACACUGUCAAUGGGACCGGAGGAACGCCCAUUCAUCACGUUAGCACUCUGCAGGUGGUGGAGACCCGCUGUAAGAAGGUGUGUACAUCUAAGUCAGACCUCCGCUCUAAUGACUUCAGCAUCGUGGGAUCUCUCCCCAGAGACUUUGAGCUUUCUAACUUUGACUGCUAUGGCAAGCCCAUUGAGGUUACCGGGGCAACCGGCAAAUCACAGGCCAAGAACAACAAGAAAGCCCCGCCCCCUAAACCUGUCAUCCCCGCUGCAGCCAAACGCAUCGACCUGUACGCACGUGCUCUGUUCCCCUUCAGUUUCCUCUUCUUCAACGUCAUAUACUGGUCUGUCUACUUGUAGGGAGGGAAGGUGUGUUAAUAUCUGAGAAUGUCAGUGGGUAUUCCCAUUUUUUAAAUUAACAUAAUUUACUACUUUAUCUUGACCUGUAAUCCUUGACCUCUAACCCCUGACCCCUUGCCCGUGAACCCCAAUCCUACAUUUAAGAGGCUGGUUUCCCCGACUCGGAUAAGGCCCAGUCCUGGACUGCUCUCUCAAUAGAUAAAGUCCAUUGGACUUAAUUCAAGAAAAGGCUUCAUCUGUGUCCAGGGAACCAACAUGUAGAAGUGAUCUUAGAUUAGAACUCAUCCUAUACGGCUUGGCUUUCUCAAUGUAGUAACCGGCCAGAGACAGACAGACAGACAGGCAGGCAGGCAGACAGACAGACAGACAGACAGACAGACAGACAGACAGACAGACAGACAGACAGACAGACAGACAGACAGACAGACAGACAGACAGACAGAC
Molecule: messenger RNA, 900 nt
Organism: Oncorhynchus keta (chum salmon)
Lineage: Eukaryota; Metazoa; Chordata; Actinopteri; Salmoniformes; Salmonidae
Product: glycine receptor subunit beta-like
Exons: 2
Biological process (GO): chloride transport
Cellular component (GO): postsynaptic membrane
Molecular function (GO): extracellularly glycine-gated chloride channel activity
Source: RefSeq, a predicted model, not a curated record